Messenger RNA from Fusarium sp. VM40, 1473 nucleotides. Lineage: Eukaryota; Fungi; Ascomycota; Sordariomycetes; Hypocreales; Nectriaceae. The record is from the annotation of a GenBank genome assembly.
AUGGCUGGUCCAGAAGAUAAGAGAAGGCCCGCUGCACUCAACCUCACUGCUGCUCGACCUGGUACCUCCGAAUCCUCGUCCUCAGACGGCUCUCUCAAGCCUCGAACUCCUCGAUUCGCCGAAGCAACUUCAGUACAUUCUCCUGUUGAAGCUCGAUCCCCCUUCGCCGAUCCUGACGAAUCCCACGUAGCUCAACCUCAACCUGCCGACGUGGGCUUUGGCUAUAUAGCCCAGCGAGAAUCCAUUCCCGUCCCCAUGACUCCCAAGACCCCCCUCAAGAGCGCCAUGAAGGUACCCGGAACACCUGCUCACCUAAGGAACCCUAUGAGCCCAACGUUCCGCGAGGAGGAUAUUCUGGAGAAACGUGAGCAGUCGACUGACAAGGAGCAAGCGCGCGAUGUGAAAAUUAAAGCCCGCGUCCGAUUGGCCAAAUUCGCUCUCAGAGGUGUCAACUUCAGCUGCUCUCUCAUCAUUCUUUCCAUGCUUUCGGCCUCGUUCACUAUCUUUAACGCUACCAGGGCCUUGCCUGAUCAGAGCAAGAUGCCCUCGUGGGCCAAGGACACAAGGUCUUGGCCCCAAAAGCUUGUUCUAUCUAUGGCCUGUGUCUCUCUCGCUGCUUGUAUCAUUGUCUUCAUCUCCUACUGCCGAGGCGGUCACAGACGUGCCGAGAAAGUUGGAACCUACUACACCAUGUUUGCCAUUGGAUGGUUCAUUCUUUCUCUGCUCCUUUGGGUCAUCACAGCCGUCAUAUUCCAAAACUCAAGAAACAACAGCGGCAAUCAGGACAUGUGGGGUUGGUCUUGCGUCAACAACCACCGAUCUGAAGUCUUCGGUGACAAGGUCGACUAUGCCCUCGUCUGUCGUCUUCAGAACUGGGCCAUGAUCUGCAUUAUCAUUGAGAUCGUCGUCGAGGUUCUGUGUAUCCUACUCUACAGCGUCGUGUUCUACCGCUACUACACCAAGCGACGCCUUUUCAAGUCCAUGGACAUGCGAGACCGUGCCCGAUCCGAUCUCUAUCUUGCCCAGCUCCGCAGCCAGUCUGCUCCCAACACUCCCGGUUUCGGUCCCAAGUCUCCCGCUCUCAGCGCCUAUGCCAUGUCUCCCCGUCAUCCUCCCGCCGCCUACCGAAACCUGUCCGACAUUAGCGAGAACCCCAACACUAGCCCCAGUCCCUUCACGCCUGGCAUCCAAUUUGCUGAGCCCAAGUCUCAGUUCGCUCCUCAGGAAACUGGCUUCAAGCUUCAGGCUCCUCCUACGAAGGCCCCUUCUGCUACCCCCAAGCUGAAUCAGUCCGGUUUCACGCCCACGGAAUCCUCGCCUCCCAGCAUUCCUACCCUCCACGUCUCAGAACACGCUCCAGUAAGCUCUGAGGAACCCACAUAUGAUGCUGUCCCCAUCCCCGGUGCCUAUGCCGGCCAGGCCAUCAGGAGUCCUCCUCCUACGCAAACACACUUUGGCCAAAGCUAUUAUUAG